AUAAGUGAUGAAUAUGAGGAGUUCAAACCAGCGGAAUGGAUCACACAUUCUGUUAUUUUUCUGAUUCCAUUCCAACUAGUUCUCUACCUAAAGGUUGGUAAUGUCAAGAAAGGGAAAUCUUUCCUUGCCACGUUAGAGAUGCACAAAUUAUCAAGUGUUUAUGGUGUCACGGUGCCUUCUCCUGGUGCCAUUGCUCAAUUCAGAAAUUGUAGCUAG
Acaulospora morrowiae is the source of this 216-nucleotide messenger RNA. NCBI's taxonomy places the organism in Eukaryota, Fungi, Glomeromycota, Glomeromycetes, Diversisporales, Acaulosporaceae. The record is from the annotation of a GenBank genome assembly.